Vespa crabro (European hornet) is the source of this 1362-nucleotide messenger RNA. RefSeq lists its product as uncharacterized. The transcript has 5 exons. The record is from RefSeq and is a predicted model, not a curated record. NCBI's taxonomy places the organism in Eukaryota, Metazoa, Arthropoda, Insecta, Hymenoptera, Vespidae. Bases 1 to 1050 code for a protein of 349 amino acids.
AUGGAAAGGACAGGAAUCCUCCUCGGCCCCUGGCUACUACGGCGUAGAGGUGAGUCUCGCCUCUACACCCCCCGGCUACCGCUCCGACUCUUCCACCUUCGCUUCCCUUUCUCCCUCUUUCACUCUCUCUUACCCUCUCUCUCUCUCUCUCACACACACACACACACUCUCUCUCACCCUUACUCUUACCCUCACUCUCUUACUCUCUUCCCUUCGCAACCCGCCAUCCACGUCGUUCCAUCGUUUCACGUCGCCUUCACCACCUCCCGCGUUCACUCACACCAGCACGUUGCAGCCGACCUAAGGGUUGAAGCCACCCUCCAUUUCCAGUGGCAGCGAAGGCAGCAGAGGCAGGAGGCAGACUCUGGCUGGCAGACUGGCAGGCUUGCAAGGGAUGUGCACGUCACCGUCUUACACUAUCGUCCCGAACAAACACCCUCUUCCUCCUCCUCCUCCUCCUCCUCCUCCUCCUCCUCCUCCACCUCUUCCUCCUCUUUCUCUUCCUCCUUCCAGCAACAUCAGCUCCUCCUCACCCUCGACAGCACCGUAACACCAGCUUCAACCACCCACCUCCUCUCUGACCCCUCUGACCCCCUUUCUUCCGCGCCGCCUCAUCCACCCCCACAACGUGGCCCAACCUUCGAGCAUCCUACAACGUUCUCUCCUACGCGUCACGAAACGUGCAGGUCGUCUGAGGAACGAUCUUUCGCUCUUCCGUUCUACGAGAGUGGAAAAUCUUACACAAGAAAGAAAAAAAAAAGAAAGAUAGAAAAGGUAGAGAUCGAGGUUGAUGGAAAGGACGACGAAAGAAAAAAUAAAGAUGCCCUCGGUGGAACGUCGCUCCGCAAGAGUAAGGGGUGGAGGUACUUGGACACGGACACAAGGAAAGAUCCGGCUGACCCAGGCAGAACGUCGUUUGAAGGAAAAACUACUUCUUUCUUCGCCGAACGAUCGAGAUCCCCGGAUAUACGUUGUCUUCGAAAAUUCGCGAUCGAGAUCGAGACUAUCUUCCCCCUAUCUUCUUUUAUCCUCUUGUCAGCGACGAAUUGAAAUCGUCCAUCUACAUUCUUGAUCAUCAACAGGAACCAUACCACCGAUAUCAAAUCUUAUCAUCAACACGAAAUAAAAGUUCGACGAUUAGAAAAAAAGAAAAAAAAAAGGAAAAAAGAAAGAAAAUGAUAUUAAAACAAAUAACAAAAAAGAAAAAGAAAGAAAAUGACAGUAAAACAAGAUCUAUUCGUAUUGAAAAGUUGAUAAAUUACAGUUAUAUCAUUAAAUCGAAUUCAAUAAUGAUAUUACUGAUAAAUGAAGUAUUAACUUACAGGUAAAAACUGAAGAAAUAUGAGUAUAAAAGACAGCUCC